Molecule: messenger RNA, 297 nt
Organism: Cucurbitaria berberidis CBS 394.84
Lineage: Eukaryota; Fungi; Ascomycota; Dothideomycetes; Pleosporales; Cucurbitariaceae
Exons: 1
Coding region: 96-266 (56 amino acids)
Source: RefSeq, a predicted model, not a curated record
UCUACGUCCAUCAUGCUGUGUAUGUAGCAUUCGCCUAGCAGCGCGUAUGAGAAGUAAGAAUAUUGUCGCAACGUAGUAGAUCGUGACGACUAAAGAUGCGACCUUGCAGGAAUAUUUAUAAGCUCUGGUUUAGCUCGGCUGCCCUUACAGAGUUGAUGGGAUAUGGCAGCAGUUGGUUCUUGUCAUGGGUUACAAUAUCCGCAAAGCGCGAUCAACAAACGCAGAUAGCAAAACGAUGGAACUGUCCAUUAAAACUAACUUGCUAACGGAAGGAAAUAGGAUCAUUAUGGGUCUUUG